Molecule: messenger RNA, 231 nt
Organism: Clunio marinus
Lineage: Eukaryota; Metazoa; Arthropoda; Insecta; Diptera; Chironomidae
Source: the annotation of a GenBank genome assembly
AUGAUUUCAAAUUGGAUAAAGAAAGAAGCACAAGCAAUUGAAAAUUUAGGAAUUCAAAUGCAAUACAAAUUUAAAGGAUCCCCAAAAGUCGUCAAAUUCGCCCAAUUGCUUUCCCUACAACUUGAGCAUCGUUCAACACAAAUCUCUUAUGGGGUUUUUGUUAUGGAUUGGAAAUUCUUCUUUGCAACUCUCUGUGUCGUUUUCAGUGAUAUUUUAGUUUUAUUUGGGUAA